AUGUGCUUGAAUAUAGCAAGUAGACUACAAGAAUGUGCUCAGGUUCAGAAGACGAAAGACCUGCUCAAUAACGUGGCCUCUGACGAAGCUAAUUUAGAAGCCAAAAUUGAAAAGAGGAAAUUAGAACUGGAAAGAAACCGGAAGCGACUCCAGACUCUGCAGAGUGUCAGGCCAGCCUUUAUGGAUGAAUAUGAGAAGAUUGAGGAAGAAUUGCAAAAGCAGUAUGACAUUUAUCUGGAGAAAUUUCGAAAUCUAGCUUAUCUGGAACAGCAACUCGAGGAUCAUCAUAGGAUGGAGCAAGAGAGGUUUGAGGAAGCCGAAAAUACUCUCCGUCUGAUGCAGAACAAGCUGAAGGAAGAAGAAAAGCGACUACUCAAGAGUGGAAGUAAUGAUGACUCGGACAUCGACAUCCAGGAGGAUGAUGAAUCUGACAGUGAACUGGAAGAGAGACGGCUGUCCAAGCCACGGACAGCCAUGGAGGUGCUCAUGCAAGGAAGACCUAGCAAACACAUCGUGGGCACAAUGCAAGGUGGAGACUCCGAUGAUGAUAUGGAAGGAGCACCAGCUCUGUUAGGUAAAUGCAAGACUUCCAGCUCCAAGACGCAGGUUGGUUUUCUUUUUCACCCCAUCCGUCC
Myotis lucifugus (little brown bat) is the source of this 635-nucleotide messenger RNA. RefSeq names its product clusterin-associated protein 1-like. Gene Ontology annotation, biological process: cilium assembly. NCBI's taxonomy places the organism in Eukaryota, Metazoa, Chordata, Mammalia, Chiroptera, Vespertilionidae. The transcript is spliced from 7 exons. Gene Ontology annotation, cellular component: centrosome; cilium; intraciliary transport particle B. The annotation marks the transcript as partial. The record is from RefSeq and is a predicted model, not a curated record.